Amblyraja radiata (thorny skate) is the source of this 11367-nucleotide messenger RNA. RefSeq lists its product as uncharacterized. Gene Ontology annotation, molecular function: protein binding. The transcript has 63 exons. Lineage: Eukaryota; Metazoa; Chordata; Chondrichthyes; Rajiformes; Rajidae. The coding region runs from base 184 to 11367 and encodes 3727 amino acids. The record is from RefSeq and is a predicted model, not a curated record.
AUGAGAGCGCGGACGCUGAGAGAGUUUGUUUAACUGAGGUUUAUGUAAAUACGUGUUGUGGGCUGGGACCAGGCGCAGUGUGGACCAAAUAUCCUAUAGCGAGUAGACGGACACAGGGAGGGAGGGAGGGACUGAUCUGUCUCUGCUCGCCCUGUACAGGUGUCCACAGACCCCGGACCCGGGAUGGCCGCGACCGCCGGACACCAAGUUGAUCAGGAUCAGGAUCAGGUGCAGAAACGGAUUUUCACGAACUGGAUCAACGCCCAGCUGGCAAAGCACCCCACUCCGUCCGUGGUCCGCGACCUGUUCCAGGAUCUCUGCGAUGGACACCAGCUCCUGGAUUUACUGGAGGUGCUCUCCGGACACCAGCUGGACCAUGAGAGGAAACGGAAUGACCCCGCCCACUGGAGGAGCAAUGUGGAUACGGCCCUACGGUUCCUGACCACUCAGUCGGUGAAGCUGGUCAACAUCAACGUGCCGGAUGUGGUGGCGGGGAAACCCACCGUGAUCCUGGGCCUGGUCUGGUCCAUCAUCCUUCACUUCCAGAUGGAGAGGCUGACCCUGGGGUUACCUCGCGACCCCAGCGAGAGGCAUCUGGUUCCUGACGUCACCCCCUCCCCCACGGGGACCCCCCCACUCAAGAGGGGCCGUUUCCAGUGGCAGUGGGGGGGCUCGACCCGACAGGCCCUGCUCCACUGGGCCCAGGACAAGGCCAGGGGGACGCCGGUGCCCAUCCGUGACUUUGGCGUGAGCUGGCGGGACGGGCGAGCGUUUGCGGCGCUGAUGAACAGUCUGCACCCUGGGGUGCUUCCCCCCACCCAGCUCCAGCCCUCCUCCCCCACCCACACCCUCAACAUCAUCUUCACCACCGCAGAGAACAUCCUCGGCAUCCCCCGGCUGCUCGAGCCCCACGACCUUACCGUUGAGAAUCCGGAUGAGAAGUCCAUCAUGACGUAUGUGUCCCAGUUCCUGGGCCUCUCCAGGCAGCUGCCCGCGGGCGUGCACGUCACCGAGGAGGCGUUGGGUGCCCCCUGGGCAGAGGGCAGGGAGCACCCUGAGGUGCAGGCCAACGUCAGGCAGGAUUUUGAAGACGCACGGAGAGAGAUGGAAGGCUGCAUCGAGGGAGCAGUGUCCUUCCUCCAGGACCAGGGCAGCCCCCAGCAAUUGUUGGCCAAGCACCAGGAAACGAUCCAGAGGUUUGAGUCGGGGGUCCUGCAGCGGUUCUUGGACUCCACCCAUCACAUGCAGACCCUCCUCACUCCCGACAGUAGCCUCAUGGCGGCCGAUCAGCAAGAGGACCUCUGCCGAAAGUGGACGGCUGGUGUUUUUGGUGACAUUGAGCAGUCGGUGGUGACGUGGGGUGAGAGUGGGCCGGUGUCGAGGGUCGGCGGUGGGCGCGGUGUGAGAGAGGAGCUGGCACUCACCGCACCGUGGGAGGCAGCAGCACCGGAGGCAGGCCGGUCAGCAGCCCAGGAGGAGGAGGCACUGUCGCUGAGUGCCCGGCAGCUGAACGAGGCGUUGGAGACGGCCGGCAUUCUGGCAGAUGGACAGUCUGGACAUGCCCUCUCGUGCUGGGAUCUGGUGGAGCCGCUGGGCUGCGCGGCAGAGGAUGCGGGGCUGCAGGGCGGGCAGCAGGAGCGCAUGGUGCAGGAGGAGCUGCACGCAAGGCAGAGCAGACUGGUGGGGUCACUGCGGGACAUUGGAGAGAGGGCUGGCGCCGUGCCGCUAACUGAAGCCACGCUGCCCGCAGUGCAGGCCAGGCUGGGCUCCCUGGUGGAGUUGGAGCUGGAUGUACAACGGGAGGCAAAGGAGCUGCAGGGAUUGCGGGAGCAGGCUGACAGGCUGCUGGGCUCGAGUCUGGCCGGCGAGGCUCAGGAGAGGCUGCGGGAGGCGGAGGAGGUGUGGGGAGUGACUGCCGGAGAGAUCCAGGACCGGAAGGACCAGUGCUUUGUGAUCAUGGCCUUCCUCAGGGAGUUUCGAAGCCACAAGAAGGAUCUAAGGUCCACCAUUGGGAAAGGCGAGCGUCUGAUUCAACAACAUGCCUCGUACAUGGGGAAAGAAAGGCUUGGGCAGCUGCUGACUGAGAUCGAGGAGGUGAAGUGUGAGUUUGGCACCAAGCAGGAACAGCUGGAUGGAUUGAGGAAAAUCUGUCAGCAUCUGCACUCGGAGCUGAGACCGUUCGUGGACACUGGAAGCUUGCCAUUCCAGCGGGAGGUAGACGAGCUGGUGGACCGCUGGCUCGAUGUGACGGAAUGGUUGCAGAGUUACGGCUGCAGCCUGCAGCAAGCCCUGCGUCUGUGGGACGAACUGCGCGAGUGUGGCUGUAGCGGAUGGGCGGCGAGAAGGAGAUUGGUGCCUCCGGGGGAGGAGGCGGUGCUGGAGGACCAGAUCCAUGGCCAAGAACAGCAGAACUGGAGCUUCCUUGAGAAGGCGGUGAGGAUUCAGGAGCUGCUGAGGUGGGAGGAGGUGCCGCUGGAGUUACAGGUGAUGGAGUCGGCUGCCAGGGGGGAGCUGGAGCAGAUGAAACACUGCAGGAGACAACUGAUGGACCAGGGCGGAGGCACGGCGCAGGGUCCCGAGACCACCCCGGGGAGUCAGGGUGGGGCAGACCACCCUCAGGUUGAGGAGCAUCAGGACAGGCAGGUUGGCGUGGACAUGGGGGUCAGAGAUGAGCAGCUUCCCAUGGCCAGCGGGGAUGAGCAGGAGGAGCUGUGGGACAGUGACGAUGAGGAGGUGACGCCCACAGCAGAGGAAUUUCCACAGAUCCAUUCUUUAGAGAGGAGCGGGGCGCUCGAGCCGAGGGAGGGGCAGCAACGCUGGACGCUGGACGGAACAGAGGAGAUACCACCACUCCCGAUGGAUACGGAGUGGAGCAGAGAGCGGGUGGACAUCACAGAGCAAGUCUCUGGCCCUUGGUCAGAGGCUCGGCCCCCAGAGGAGUGGAGAGAUCUGUUGCCUCGAGAGCGCUGGGGUCAGGAGCUGCCUGGGCCCGUGGAAGUGUUGGCGCCCCUGGGGCCCGAGACCAGCAGGGAGGUUGUGCCACCUGUGGGUGACAGAGAUUUGCAACGUCAACGGAGCUGGGUACCGGAGAUGAAGGAGAGACACAGUUUGGACCAGCUGCCGGGGGAGAGGGAGGAGGUGUCGGGGGAGAACGGUGGGAUCGAGGACUGGCUGCGGCACGUCACGGCACAGCGGGGGGCCAGGGUCUCCGGGAGCGAUGGGGCGUCGGAAUCUGAGCCUGAGGGAGACUGGGAGGCUCCGUCUGCCCGGCGAGAGGCAGCGGCGGAAUCCAGCAGCUCCAGUGCAGAGCGACGCAACCCGCCCACAGCAGAGGUCGACCCCGGGGUCUUGCAGACUUCCGGCACCGUGGAACACACGGAGGAGAAGGACGGGCAGGUUGACGUGGACAUGGGGGUCAGAGAUGAGCAGCUUCCCAUGGCCAGCGGGGAUGAGCAGGAGGAGCUGUGGAACAGUGACGAUGAGGAGGUGACGCCCACAGCAGAGGAAUUUCCACAGGUAAUGGCAGCUGUAAACAUGGCCUGCACUCCAUCCCUUCCUCACAGUCAAACUGGAGAGCAGAGGCAUGAGGCGUUGGGUGCCCCCUGGGCAGAGGGCAGGGAGCACCCUGAGGUGCAGGCCAACGUCAGGCAGGAUUUUGAAGACGCACGGAGAGAGAUGGAAGGCUGCAUCGAGGGAGCAGUGUCCUUCCUCCAGGACCAGGGCAGCCCCCAGCAAUUGUUGGCCAAGCACCAGCGCCCUCAGGAACGAUCCAGAGUAGCCUCAUGGCGGGCCGAUCAGCAAGAGGACCUCUGCCGAAAGUGGACGCUGGUGCAGGCGGACAUCUCGGCUCAUGUGCAGUGGCUGAGGGAGGUGGAGCGCCGCACGUCCAGUGUGGUUCCCCGUGAGGCCGGGUCCCCUGCACGGCCAGGGGCCCAGAGUGACCGGUCUGCUCUCACACUGCCCCAGGCUGGUGUUUUUGGUGACAUUGAGCAGUCGGUGGUGACGUGGGGUGAGAGUGGGCCGGUGUCGAGGGUCGGCGGUGGGCGCGGUGUGAGAGAGGAGCUGGCACUCACCGCACCGUGGGAGGCAGCAGCACCGGAGGCAGGGGAACCCCUGUGGAUGGUGGGGUACAGGGAGCAGCGGCGGACUGGCCCAGCAGAGGGCAGUGGUGGGCCGGUGUGGGACGUGACGUCUCUCAGCCCUGUGCCCAGCGCCAUGGAGAAAGAGAUUGCUGUGGAUGGGGCAGCUGGACGGGAGCAGGGGGCCGGGACAGUGAGCCAAGGUCCACCCACACCAGCGGUCAUACGUCCAGCGGGCACCGGCUCCCCUGGGGUCGUGGAGGACCUCUCCAGCCAGUUUGGAGAAGAUGCCACCAUGAAUAAGCCGAGCAAAGGUCACCACCCAGCUCUUGGAGAGCAUCAGAGGGACAAGGACAGACACAUUCCCUAUGGAUCGGCCCAGCUUCCGGCCCCAGGGGACACGCCAUUCCUGUCCGGAGACUGGGAUGGGCAGAGAGCUCCCUCACCGGAGAGCUUGGGCUGGAGGGAGCUUCUGCCCGUGGCGAGGGCACUUCCAGAGCAGAUGUCACAGAGCAGGAGAUACCCGGGCCAGGAGAUGGUCCUCCCUCCUCCAGCGGGAGAGGAUGGUACGGGGACACCCGGGGUCUCCAGUGAGGGGCAGUGGGGAGCAGAGGCGGCAGGAGAUCAGGGUGAAGACAUUACCACCACCACCACUGGUGAAAGACGGCAGGAGUUGCGGCAGGAGGCAGCUCUGGCGGUGGGAGAGGCUCGCAGAGCGGUGGGGUGGGCGGAGGGGCAGCUGACCAGGGGGGUUGACACCAAGGUCCCAGGGGGUUGGCACGAUCUCCCCGUGGCCGUGCGUUUGGGAAAGGCGGGGGGGAGAGUCAAUCGGGCAGCCGAGGCGUCAGUGGCGAGGGAGGUGGAGGGGCUGGGAGCGGGGCGGGGGCCGGAGCCUCUGACCCCCACCGAGCAGGUCUACCCAGGAGAGACUGCCCGUGAGGAGUCCCAGGAGCAGGGGGCAGGGAUCUCCCUGGCCGGUCCACUCAGGCCAUGGCAGAGUCACAGCCUGGCUCCCAAGGAACACGGGGAGGAUCAGGAGCCAUCCCUAGGGCCCGGCAGUGAGGACGGAGGGGAGAGUGACCAGGGAGAGGGCAGACACCCGCUGGCAUGGAGCUCUGUGCCGGAAUACGGGUGGCCUAGCGGGAGGUCUGCACCGCCGGCAAACAUCCCUGAGAUUCAGCGGGAGCAGGUGGGAGAGGCUUCUGGUGAGGUUCUACCAAGCUUGUGGACAACGACCAUUUGUCAGGAUAACCAAGGGGUGAGAGAUGACAUUGGUGAGACUCCAGCAGACCCAUGGAAGGCCACCACUUGUCAGGACAAUGAAGAAGUUGUAGACAACAUUGGUGAGGAAUCACCAGACCCACACUUGGCCAUCGUGGGUCAGGGCAACGAUGAAGUUGGAGACAAUGUUGGUGAGAAAUUACCAGACCUGUGGGCACCAACCAUGGGUCAUGGCAACAAAGGCAUAAGAGAUGAUGUUACUGAGAUACCAACGGACCCAUGCAAGGCCGGCAUGGGUCAGGACAACAAAGGUGUCAGAAGCCAUGUUGAUGAGAUACUACCAGACACAUGGAAUGCCACCAUGAGUCCCGGCAACAAAGGGGUUGGAGAUAAUGUUGGUAAGAUACCACCUGACCCAUGGAAGGCCACCACAUAUCAAGGCCACCAAGACAUCAGAGACGUUGGUGAGACAUCAUCAGAUCCAUGGAAGGCCACCAUGAGUCAGGACAAUGAUGGGGUUGGACACAACAUUGGUGAGACACCACCAUCCCUGUGGGAAACCACCACGGGUCAGGGCCACCAAGGGGCCAGAGACUUAAUUCCCGGCACAGUGAGCCUGUACCGGAGGGACAUGGAACUGGACAUUAAUCCGCAGCGGGCAGUGAUUCUGGCCUCAGAGAUGGGGAUGGAGGUGAUGGAUGGUAGCAGUGAGAAGCUCGGCGGGGAACGCCCAGUCCAAAGUGUUGGCCUUGUGCCAUGGAGCCGGCACACUCCGGAAUGUUCCCAACCACCGAGGGAGUCUCCCGACACCGGCCACGUGACCCAUCACCCUGCCAGAGAUGAUUCCGGAACACCAGCGGUGACGGCAGAACAGGCUGCCUGGGCCGAGGUGACCUCUGGCCUCUCCCUGCCCAGCACGGAGACCAUGGGAGGUCCGGAGAAGGCGGGGAUAGACCCAGACGUGGAGCACUCCGCGAGGGAGGAGCUGGAGCAGUUCGAGGGAGCUCCCCAACACAGCCGGUCAGCAGCCCUGGAGGAGGAGGCACUGUCGCUGAGUGCCCGGCAGCUGAACGAGGCGUUGGAAACGGCCGGCAUUCUGGCAGAUGGACAGUCUGGACAUGCCCUCUCGUGCUGGGAUCUGGUGGAGCCGCUGGGCUGCGCGGCAGAGGAUGCGGGGCUGCAGGGCGGGCAGCAGGAGCGCAUGGUGCAGGAGGAGCUGCACGCAAGGCAGAGCAGACUGGUGGGGUCACUGCGGGACAUUGGAGAGAGGGCUGGCGCCGUGCCGCUAACUGAAGCCACGCUGCCCGCAGUGCAGGCCAGGCUGGGCUCCCUGGUGGAGUUGGAGCUGGAUGUACAACGGGAGGCAAAGGAGCUGCAGGGAUUGCGGGAGCAGGCUGACAGGCUGCUGGGCUCGAGUCUGGCCGGCGAGGCUCAGGAGAGGCUGCGGGAGGCGGAGGAGGUGUGGGGAGUGACUGCCGGAGAGAUCCAGGACCGGAAGGACCAGUGCUUUGUGAUCAUGGCCUUCCUCAGGGAGUUUCGAAGCCACAAGAAGGAUCUAAGGUCCACCAUUGGGAAAGGCGAGCGUCUGAUUCAACAACAUGCCUCGUACAUGGGGAAAGAAAGGCUUGGGCAGCUGCUGACUGAGAUCGAGGAGGUGAAGUGUGAGUUUGGCACCAAGCAGGAACAGCUGGAUGGAUUGAGGAAAAUCUGUCAGCAUCUGCACUCGGAGCUGAGACCGUUCGUGGACACUGGAAGCUUGCCAUUCCAGCGGGAGGUAGACGAGCUGGUGGACCGCUGGCUCGAUGUGACGGAAUGGUUGCAGAGUUACGGCUGCAGCCUGCAGCAAGCCCUGCGUCUGUGGGACGAGCUGCGCGAGUGUGGCUGUAGCGGAUGGGCGGCGAGACGGAGAUUGGUGCCUCCGGGGGAGGAGGCGGUGCUGGAGGACCAGAUCCAUGGCCAAGAACAGCAGAACUGGAGCUUCCUUGAGAAGGCGGUGAGGAUUCAGGAGCUGCUGAGGUGGGAGGAGGUGCCGCUGGAGUUACAGGUGAUGGAGUCGGCUGCCAGGGGGGAGCUGGAGCAGAUGAAACACCGCAGGAGACAACUGAUGGACCAGGGCGGAGGCACGGCGCAGGGUCCCGAGACCACCCCGGGGAGUCAGGGUGGGGCAGACCACCCUCAGGUUGAGGAGCAUCAGGACAGGCAGGUUGGCGUGGACAUGGGGGUCAGAGAUGAGCAGCUUCCCAUGACCAGCGGGGUUGAGCAGGAGGAGCUGUGGGACAGUGACGAUGAGGAGGUGACGCCCACAGCAGAGGAAUUUCCACAGAUCCAUUCUUUAGAGAGGAGCGGGGCGCUCGAGCCGAGGGAGGGGCAGCAACGCUGGACGCUGGACGGAACAGAGGAGAUACCACCACUCCCGAUGGAUACGGAGUGGAGCAGAGAGCGGGUGGACAUCACAGGGCAAGUCUCUGGCCCUUGGUCAGAGGCUCGGCCCCCAGAGGAGUGGAGAGAUCUGUUGCCUCGAGAGCGCUGGGGUCAGGAGCUGCCUGGGCCCCUGGAGGUGGAAGUGUUGGGGCCGGUUGGGCUCGAGACCAGCAGGAAGGUUGUGCCACCUGUGGGUGACAGAGAUUUGCAACAUCAACGGAGCUGGGUACCGGAGAUGAAGGAGAGACACAGUUUGGACCAGCUGCCGGGGGAGAGGGAGGAGGUGUCGGGGGAGAACGGUGGGAUCGAGGACUGGCUGCGGCACGUCACGGCACAGCGGGGGGCCAGGGUCUCCGGGAGCGACGGGGCGUCGGAAUCUGAGCCUGAGGGAGACUGGGAGGCUCCGUCUGCCCGGCGAGAGGCAGCGGCGGAAUCCAGCAGCUCCAGUGCAGAGCGACGCAGCCCGCCCACAGCAGAGGUCGACCCCGGGGUCCUGCAGACUCCCGGCACCGUGGAACACACGGAGGAGAAGGGUGGCCGGAGCGAGGAGUUGAGCGACAGGAUCAGGGAGACAGCAGGACGAGUCCGUGACAUCGAGAAGAUGCUGCAACAUCGCAGCCAGAACGUCAGUGAGGCCAAGGAGCAGCAGAAGAGGGUGUGGGGUGAGCUGGACAGGUGGCACGCGGUGCUGUCGCGGCUGGAUGCAGAGGUACAGGACCUGGCCGAGGUGGACCCUUGUCUGGCCCAGCAGCUCAUGGACGCUCUGAUGGACUCCUUCCAGGAACAUCAGCAGGCAGCACGCACGGCCGAGCAGAGGACCACGCUGGUCAACAAGAUUCCCGACUGCCUGGAGGACUAUCGCCAGGUGACAGAGUCGGCCACAGCCUGGAUUCAGAGCACACAAGCCCAGCUCUCCGACACCAUCGACUGUACCAACGGCAAGUCUCUGGGCAAGCAGCUCUUCACCCUACAGGUGAUUGCGGACACCAAUGGGCAGAAGCAAGCAGCAUUGCAGGAGGUGGGGACCAGGCUGCGGGAGGUGGGGGAAAUGUUUGACACGGACCACAUGGUGAGUCGAGUGGAACAGCUGUUCGAGAUCGGCGCAUCCCUGCAGCAAGCGGUGUCCCAGAAGGCAGCGGAGGUGGAGUACAUCGCAACGGAGAUUGGGGCGAUUGAGUCUGAAGUAAAGACCAUCGAAAGCAAACUUGCGAAGGUUAACAGCAUCCUGACUGCCGUUGACAUUGAGGACCUGACAGCUGAAGAGCAUUUGACCAACCGACAGAUCGUAGCGGAGAACCUGGUGGAGAUGAGGAAGGUGGCGGGCGUGCUGUCGAGUUACGAGCACUCGCUGGCGUUACCGGAGUGGGCAACUGGCACCGUGCAGGCCUUUGCCAGGCUGCCCCUGAUCACCGGUCAGCUGGCCGAGCUGCAGCAGCUGACCUCGCGGCAGAGCGGCCUGUUGGAGUCGCUGCUGGAAAAGCUGCAGGAGUGUGACACGGAAACUGAGAGACUGCAGGAGUUACAGGCUGGGAACAUGGAGGACCAGCAGGAGAGGUUGGCCGUUGUGCAUGAGCAGCGGGCAAGGCUGGUGAGAGACGCCCAGAAGGCACUGAACGAGGUGACUGCGACUCUCACAGAUGGGCAGAGGUCACCCCCAGCCCAUAGUGAGCAGCCCAGAGAGCCCGAGUCCCCACAGCCAGCCACACUGCCUGGGAAGCUGACCUCACUACAGGAGCAGGAUGAGGAUGAGUGCGAGGAGACCAUGGAGCCACCAGAGGAAUGCCACCCCUCAGCUCCACCUCAACCUCCACACGCAGAGCCACAGCAGAGUGUGGUGGGCCUCGAUGUGUGCUGGGAGCGAGCAGCAGCCGUGGAGCGUGAGCUGGCCUCUGCCGGGGAGCGGCUGGGAGCCGGAGUGUGGAGCGCGGCCAUGCAUCACAACCUGCAGGACAGCCUGCUGCAGUCUCAGACCGCGCUGACAGAGAUUGAGGAACACCUGGUGUGCCUGACGGGGACGGGCCUGGAGCAGGGGGGUCCCGAGCUGGAGGCACUGUCUCAACGCCUCGGCUCCCUGAGGGGCUCCCUCACACAGCUUCGCGCCCGGCUAGAGAUGGGGAAACCCACGGCUGAGGAGCUGUCCCAGUUGUGCCCCACCAGGGAGAUGGCCCAGCAGACCCAGAUGAUGUGGCCUCCAGACCAGCCAUGUGCUCCUGAUGAUGGCAGGAUCCCAGCAGAAGCCCCCACAAGGGACGUGUACCGGCCAGUAGUGGGGACCCCAGCAGACCCGGUCCUGGGGCCCACGCUUCAACGUCAGAUCCUGGACUGCUGGCAACAACUCCAGCAGGAGACCCAGGGCCUUCAGAAGCUUCUGGAAGAUUCUCUUCAGCAAGGCCCAGAGCCCCAGGUGUUCGUCACAGCUAGGGAGCCAAGCUGUGUCUCGCGACCCGCUCCAGAUGUGGAGGAGCUCAGCAUGUGGAUGGCACAGCUGAGAGAGCAAGGGCAAAGCGCUGCGCUGCUCGCGGGCCAAACAGAGGGGCUCACACGGCAGGAUGCGGGUUUGAGGUUGGAGGAGGCCGUGCAGAGAACGGCCGUCCGGAUCAGCGAGUGGGUGGCCGCUGCUGAGCAGACGCUGGGCCACUGCAGCCUUGGGCCGUGUGAGGAGGCGCCGCGGCAACUCGACACCCUUCAGGUGUGGACAGCGGCCCUGGAUGGAGUUCACCGCGAGAUGGCGGAACAGCUUCUUGUGCUGGGACAGGCUGACAUCUUCAGCUGCGCGCUGGCCGGCGGCACGCUCUCCACCCUCCACUCCAACGUCCAGCUCCUCCUCCGCCACUGCUCCCUGGUCAGCGACUCCCUCCGCCCCAGAGCAGAGCAGCUCACCAGCUGCCAGGAGCGGCUGGGGCAGCUACAGGUGACCGUGUCGCAGAGACAGGCGGAGGUCCAGCAACGACUGCUGGAGUCGGCGGCUUGUGAUACAGACCAACACUUGCAGUGGCUGGAGCAGACAACUGUUGAUCUCGACUCCCUGGACGUGGAGCUGUUGUCUCUGAGGGACGGGGCCACUCGCUGUGACCUGGAGCCGCAUUGGCUGCGGCGGGUCGAGCAGCUGGAGGAGGCAUUGGAUGACACGAUGGGGCUGGUGGGAGAACAGCAGGCAGAGCUGGCACACAGCCUGGUGAUGGGGCGCCUGUACCAGGGGCUGAUGCAGGGCACGGCCAGCCUGGUGGAGCUGAGGCAGGAGAGGCUUGGCCCCGGGGACCGGCUGCCAACCGGGACUCUUGCUGAUCUCCGCACCCACCUGCACAGCCACAAGCUGUUUUACCGAGGGCUGGAAGACCUCAUGAUCCGGGCGGAACAGAUUUCCCGUAACGUUCCCGAGCGGAUAGUUGCCGAGCGGCGGGUAGGGCGGCUGGAGUUGGAGAGCAGGCACAAGGAGCUGCAAUCCCAGGCCCUGAGGCACGGGGUUCAUGCAGAGACCACCUUGCAGUGCUGGGCUGAGCUGGAGAUGGAGCUGGAGGUUCUGGAGGAGAUGCUGGCCGCUCUGAGCUCACAACUGUCGGACCCCCGGGUGGGGGGGGAGACGGCGAGGGAGAGCAGCGAGGGGGAGACGGAAUGCCUCCACACCUGCCAGCGGCAUGAAGAGUAG